Molecule: messenger RNA, 1523 nt
Organism: Falco peregrinus (peregrine falcon)
Lineage: Eukaryota; Metazoa; Chordata; Aves; Falconiformes; Falconidae
Gene: YIPF3
Product: Yip1 domain family member 3
Exons: 9
Coding region: 16-1164 (382 amino acids)
Cellular component (GO): Golgi apparatus
Source: RefSeq, a predicted model, not a curated record
UGCGCCACACACAAGAUGGCGGCGCCCGCCCGCCCUCGCGAGAGCGUGGGAGCGGCCCCGCUGCGAACGUCACAUCCGGGCGCUGGGCCGCUGGCGAGCGGCGGCAGCCAGCGCGGCGCGGGCCCGGCCGGCACCAUGGCGGCGCCGGCGGCGGGCGGCGGCAGGAGCGGCACCGGCGGCAGCACCGCCGACUGGGGCGGCUUCGAGGACAACAUGCAGGGUGGCGGCUCCGCCGUCAUCGACAUGGAGAACAUGGACGACACGUCGGGCUCCAGCUUCGAGGACAUGGGGGAGAUGCACCAGCGCAUGAAGGAGGAGGAGGAGGAGGAGGCGGAGGGCGAGGCGGGGGCCGCCGAGGAGGAGGACGGGGAGUUCCUGGGCAUGAAGGGGCUGCGGGGGCAGCUGGGCCGGCAGGUGGCUGACCAGAUGUGGCAGGUGGGGAAGCGGCAGGCCUCCAGGGCCUUCAGCCUCUACGCCAACAUCGACAUCCUCCGGCCAUACUUCGACGUGGAGCCCGUCCAAGUGCGAGCCAGACUGCUGGAGUCCAUGAUUCCUGUGAAGAUGAUUAAUUUCCCACAGAAGAUUGCAGGCGAGCUGUAUGGACCCCUCAUGCUGGUUUUCACACUUGUGGCCAUCCUUUUGCACGGGAUGAAGACCUCAGACACCAUAAUUAGGGAAGGCACACUGAUGGGCACAGCCAUUGGCACUUGCUUCGGUUACUGGUUGGGCGUCUCCUCUUUCAUCUAUUUCCUGGCAUAUCUGUGCAAUGCCCAAAUCACGAUGGUGCAGAUGCUGUCACUGUUGGGCUAUGGUCUUUUUGGACACUGCAUCACUCUUCUUGUCACCUAUAACAUCCACUUCCACUCCCUCUUCUAUAUCUUCUGGUUGGUUGUUGGUGGACUCUCUACGCUACGAAUGGUUGCUGUGUUGGUAUCGCGCACCGUGGGGCAUACCCAGCGGCUCAUCCUGUGUGGGACCCUUGCUGCUCUGCAUAUGCUUUUCCUCCUUUAUCUGCACUUUGCUUAUCACAAGGUGGUGGAAGGUAUCCUGGACACAUUGGAAGGACCCAACAUGCCACCCUUUCAGAGAGUUGCCCGAGACAUUCCAGUUGUUUCCAAUGCUGUAUUGAACACAACAGCCAAAGCAGUUGCAUUGACCCUGUAGUUUCACGGACUUGGACUUGCUUCCUUCACUACUUUUGGGGCUGUGUAGGGCGAUGAUAACCUGCUGCCUCUUAGGAACAGGACAGAACAGUAGGAAGAAGACUGGUUUUGUUUUGCUGGAGCUGUCCUUUCAGUUGCAGUUUUGGACAGCUGAGCAGACUGCACCUCAGUGACUCAGAAGAACUACGUUCUUCCCUCACCCAGGUCUGGGUUGUCUUGAGUAGAGUGGUUCUGUUGCCUGCAUGUUUAGCUGGGAUUUCCCAGUGCGGUUUGUCCCUUGCUGCUUGCUGAUGUAACCCCAGGGGCAUCUGCCCUGUUCCUGUCCUGAAGAGGGAAGAAUUAAAUUGAUGUUGGUGCUGA